AUGAACCCGCAGGCCGGGGGCACGGGGAAAUACCCAGCGGCCUACACGACCGACAGCUCCCUCCCGAAGCACACCAUCUACGCGCCCAAGACAGUUCCGCAGGGGGUCAAGCUCCCCAUCAUGGUCUGGGGCAACGGCGCGUGCGCGGCCGACGGGCUCGCGUUCCGCGGCUUCCUGACAGAGGUGGCGUCGCACGGAUACGUCAUCAUCGCCAGCGGCGCGCCAAACGGGCAGGGGUCCACCACGUCGAAGCAGAUGCGCGACGCCAUCGACUGGAUCUCGGCCAGGGCCGGCACCGCCGGCACGCCGUACGCGGCCGUCGACAAGACAAAGGUGGCGGCGGCCGGCAUGAGCUGCGGCGGGGUCGAGGCGUACGACCAAAAGGACGACGCGCGCGUCGCGACGCUCGGCAUCUUCAACUCGGGCCUGCUGCAGAACACGGGCGCCGUGGCCACCAUCCGGAAGCCCGUCUUCUACUUCAUGGGCGGCACGUCGGACAUUGCGUAUCAGAACGCCGAGCGGGACUACAAGGGCCUCCCCGCCGGCACGCCCAGCUGGAAAGGGAACCUCCCGGUGGGCCAUGGGGGCACCUACAAUCAGGCCAACGGCGGCAAGUUCGGCAAGGCGGCCGUCCACUGGCUCAACUGGGUACUCAAGGGGGACGCCACGUCAGGGGCUUACUUCAAGACCUCGGCUGCUGCUGCCGAUGGAUUCACCGUGGAGAAAAAGAACCUUGACAAGCUGCCGGCGUAAUUGGUGGAGAAUCCCGGGAUCUAUGACGGGUCUGGUUCCUCCUUCUGGCUCAUCGUCAAGUGAACACCAUCUCCUUUUGUCUAGUUCGG
Gaeumannomyces tritici R3-111a-1 is the source of this 842-nucleotide messenger RNA. RefSeq lists its product as hypothetical. Bases 1 to 753 code for a protein of 250 amino acids. The transcript is spliced from 3 exons. Lineage: Eukaryota; Fungi; Ascomycota; Sordariomycetes; Magnaporthales; Magnaporthaceae. The record is from RefSeq and is a predicted model, not a curated record.